AUGGUGCUCUCGCCGUUACGAGGUCGACUCGUCUUGCGUGCAACGCGUCCUCGUGCGGGGGGUUUCCUUUCCACCAAUCGUUCCACCGUGGAGGAAGGGCCGCGAACGAAAUCCGGCGUCCUCGCGGAGGCGGCAACGAAAAAGGAGAACGAACCGUGCAUGAGCCCGAUUAAACAGCUUCUCCUUCGUCUCCGGAGCGAAGGCAGGGUGGGGGAGGGAAGGGGGGCGGAGGAAACCACGCGGCUGCGGCUGCUCAGCCCCCUCAACGAGGCCGCCGCGGCGGAACCGACGACGCGGGAGGCCGACCCCAACGCGUCGUUUCGCCACCCCGCCGCGGAACCCCUCACGGGCGGGGGAAAUCGCGAUUCCAAGCUCGGGAUUUCCGCGACGCGCGCGUCCUCCGCGUCGGGGGGGCUCUUUCCGAGCGGGAUUCCGCGGAUUUGGAUUCAACCCCCGGUCCUGCCGGUCUUCCUGUUCGACGCGCGAAGUCCGAGCCCGGAGGUGACGACGUACGAGGCCCCUUCUGUACGCCAUCCCUCCUGCCGUGGAGUGCUCUCCGGGCGAGGGGAUUCGCCGCGGUACGUGUAUUACUACGACACGGAGGUCGAUGAAACGGGAAAGGAACCCACGGGAAACGACGAUCCCCUCGCGUCCUCGUCAUCGGGAAGUCUUAAAGAAACGGCAUCGCCACGGGAUCCGAAAUCGCGUCGGACGCGGAGCCCUCCUCGCGCAAGUGGGCAUCGCGGCCCUGGAGAGGAGGGGCAAUCCAACCUCGUCCUCCGAUCCGAUGCAGAGCUCCACAAACAGGAGGAAAGGGAGGUGGAGACGUUCUGGAUCGACGAAACGGAAACCCACCGACGCAGAAAAAAUAAAGCCAUAGGCUUUACGCGACGAGGGCGUCCUCGUAAACGCAGGUAA
Molecule: messenger RNA, 918 nt
Organism: Phytomonas sp. EM1
Lineage: Eukaryota; Euglenozoa; Kinetoplastea; Trypanosomatida; Trypanosomatidae
Source: the annotation of a GenBank genome assembly